Messenger RNA from Danio aesculapii, 1083 nucleotides. It is a transcript of the gene nudt6, whose product is annotated as nudix (nucleoside diphosphate linked moiety X)-type motif 6. The coding region runs from base 94 to 1083 and encodes 329 amino acids. The record is from RefSeq and is a predicted model, not a curated record. The transcript has 5 exons. Gene Ontology annotation, molecular function: NAD binding; ADP-ribose diphosphatase activity; NADH pyrophosphatase activity. NCBI's taxonomy places the organism in Eukaryota, Metazoa, Chordata, Actinopteri, Cypriniformes, Danionidae.
UAUAAAAUAAACUUGCCCUGCUAGUCUUGAAUUUUCCUGUGCGCGAGUACUGCAGUGUUUACGGCGCUCUGACUCUCGUGUUGUUUUGGUUUGAUGGUGGUUUUCUGGAUCAUGUCAGCCGGGCUCUGUAGGGUCUCUUCUGGGUUCUUUAAGGUCACUUCUGGGUUCUCCAGGGCUUCCUCUGUCUUCGGGAAGCUCCGGCUGGUCUCUGCCGGCUCUGCUCGCUUCUGCUCCGGCUGUGAGGAGCGGCUCUGUCCGCCUCUGCUGGCCGGGGAUGUUGAUCGGUUUGGCGGCGUGACGGUGCGAGAUUUUCCGCCGGACAUCAGCGAGGAGGAGUUCAGUGAUCUGCUGAGGGUGUCUCUGCAUCACUGGCGUUCAGAAGGCCGUGUUGCAGUAUGGCUUCAUGUCCCCAUCUCUCAGUCUCGUGUGUGUUCUGCUGCUGCACGUCACGGCUUCACUUUCCACCACGCGCGCGGAGAUCAGGCUGUUCUGAGUGUGUGGCUCGCGGAGGGGCAGAACCGGCUGCCAGCAUUCGCCACACACCAGGUCGGAGUCGCCGGUGCUGUUCUGGAUGAAUCCAAUGGUAAAGUGCUCGUGGUUCAAGACAGAAAUAAGACUAAGAAUGCUUGGAAGUUUCCCGGUGGUCUUUCAGAUCUUGGAGAAAACAUUGCUGAUACAGCAGUGCGGGAGGUGUUUGAGGAGACGGGUGUGCGCUCAGAGUUCCAGUCUCUCCUCAGCCUCCGGCAGCAGCACACACACCCAGGAGCAUUCGGGAUGUCCGACAUGUACCUGAUCUGCAGGCUGCAGCCGCUCUCACACCGCAUACACAUCUGCACGCACGAGUGUCUGCGCUGCGAUUGGCUGGAUCUGAGAGAGCUGGCGGAGACCAGCGAAACCACACCCAUCACAAGCCGCAUCGCCAAACUGCUGCUGUACGGCCUGGAGAACGGCUUCCAGCAUAUAGACCUGCACAUGGAGGAGCUGCCAGCGGUCUAUUCCGGAUUAUUCUACCAGCUCUAUCACAGACCCAUGCCCGACGACAGGAAACAGUACUCUAAAGGUGCCAUUUUAAAGGUCCCAUGA